Molecule: messenger RNA, 2239 nt
Organism: Salvia miltiorrhiza (redroot sage)
Lineage: Eukaryota; Viridiplantae; Streptophyta; Magnoliopsida; Lamiales; Lamiaceae
Exons: 4
Coding region: 338-2239 (633 amino acids)
Source: RefSeq, a predicted model, not a curated record
AACACUAUAUAUAUCGUGUAAAUCAAUUGAUAUCUUUAAAUUUAAAAUAUACUCAAUAUCCGUCCCAAAUAAAUGCAUGCUUGUUACCCAAAAAAAUCAUGCAUGUUACCGAUACAUAAAGGUAAAAAUAUCUUUCUUCAAAAUUUGAUUCCCUUUUGAUAGACAUAAAGCCGAUACAAUCGGCUUCUUCACUUUUACCCACUUACUUUAAAAUACUAGGGUUUUUUACUCCACCACACACCUCUAUCGGCUUCUUCACUUUUACCCACCGAGAGAGAGAGUUCAAAAGAUUGAAGCACAGAGAGUUCAAAAGAUUGAAGCACACUCGGACUCAUCCAUGGCAUCUUCUUCACAGGCGAAUGUCCCAUAUCUUCGUCGCGACACUAUAGACCAGACGGAGGUUGCUAUCAGCACCUACUAUAGGGAUUCACAUUUUCCGGAGCUGGUUGAAACUUUAAAUGUGGUCGGCGAACAGUGCAAUUCAGAUUUAUUGGGAAGAUUUAGAGCAUCAUGUUUUGGGCAUUUCACUGAUUGGAGGCCCGGCGCGAAGAGCAAUAAAGCAUUACACCAGAUUGUAUCGAGGCAGAUUGUGUCAGAAGAAAAUGAGAUGUGCUUCUUUCUGUGCGGAGCACGAGUCAGAUUUUCCCCUGCGGACUACGCAUUAGUGACUGGGCUCAAUUUCGGGGGAUCGAGGUUCGAUGCGACGUUACAGCACGACUGCAGUCGCGUGGAGGCAUACCAACGAUUCUGCGGUACGCGAAGCAUGACCAUACAGUCGCUCAUCAAACGCGUGUGCGAUUUGGAUCGUCGAGUGGAUGAUGAGGAUGAGAGCCUGUACCUUCGUGCUGUCCUCGUGUGUGUGGCUCACACCCUUGUUCUUGGGUUGGAUACGCGGGUACAGCCGUGGCUUUGGGUUUUGGUGGAUGAUCUGGCUACAUUUGAUAGAUUCCCCUGGGGCGCGUAUUCGUAUAAGAUGUUAUGUCAUUAUACGAGAGAGACAGGAAAGGGCGAGAAGUAUCACUUCUACGGUCCUUCGUGGGCUUUAUAUGUCUGGGCAUUGGAGCGCGUCCCGGGCCUCGGACACAUGGUCGCAGCAUCUAGCGGUGAUCCGACAGCGCACCCUCGGUGUUUGAGAUGGACUUUCAGGGGUAAGCCCCGGCUUCACGGUCUGCGCGAUCUAUUCGAGGGACAGGGUGGUGUCCUGCCCCUGGAGCCCGAUGAUGACGAUCUGUCGAGUCACUACUUCAUAUCAGCGCUGACACCGGGCGAACUCUCGGUGAGCUUCAGGCCCCCCGACAACCCAUUAGCUCGGGGUGUCCAAUUUCCACAGCAGACCGGAGCCCGUGUUGUGGAGGAGCGCGGGGACGAGGAGAAUGUACCUAGUCAACCUCGUAUGACUCGCGGUCACAGUGUUCGGGGCCCUGUGAGGGAUGCUCGACCCCACGAGCCGGCUCGUCAUUCAGUAGAUCCGGGCAAGCGCCCAGCGCCGCAUACUUCUUCAUCGUCGAGCGGAUCUCGGUCUGUAUCCAGUCCCAGCGAGGGUGAGGUGGACCGUAAGUGGGUGAAGAAGACGAUCCGUCAGGAGAUUAAGAAGGCCUUCGGCAAAUUCGUGGAUAAACUGAAGGGCAAGGGUAAAAAGGAUAGGUGCAAGAAGAGCAAACAUUUCCCAGUGCCCGACUCCCCUGAUGAUGAUGACCAGCGACGGUCCCCUGAUGAUUACCAGCCACGUUCUCCUCCACAGCGACGGUCUCCUCCACCCAGUGCUUCAGGGCCCGACGCUUCAGGGCCAAGCGUUUCACGUUCCUGCGACGACGACCCCCGCGGUGAGGAACCAUCCAGUAUCCAGACCCAGGAUUACAACGAGCAGUGGCGGGCCAUGAAUCAGUCUGUUCAGGGCGACUACACACCGGCGGAGCAGACUUUUGACUGGUCGACCCAGGAACCUGUUCGUCAUCAUCCUCGUCGAUCUGCAAAUUCUGCCAACCUGCAUAUUCAAUCCCCGCCCUUCUCACGUUCUCUGUCUCCGACAAGUCUUCAGAGGCGCUUGUAUCAGUCUCGGCUUCAGACGAUGGAACAUAAUCUUCAUCUACAUUACCAGCAUCCUCCACAAACUGAGGCUCGUACGUAUAUUGAUCAUCAGCUGGACCCCAACAACGAUCAGUUGUUAGGCGAUCGUACUGGUACGGAUUUGGCUCAUCCCAUGAAGGCCAACCCGUUGACUGAUCAUUACCCCAAGUGA